CACCGAUCACAGACAAUUGUGUUGCUGAACUCACUCGAUCCUGUUGUUGAAUCAGCAUUCUUUCGUCUUGUUGGUUUCUUAACCUUCUCCAGUCGUCUCCACAUGGGCAGACCCGGAAUGCCCGGAAAUCAAGUAGCCCUCAAACCCUGAAACAUGGCCAGCGACAAGGAGACCUCGCUGGACGCGAGGGUCGAAGGGCUAUGGCGGAUCUUAGAUACUCGCAAGGAAGGCCAGUUAGACCUGAACGGCCUUAGAAAAGGGUUGAGGAAGAUGGAUCAUCCACUGAAGAACGCCGACCAUCUUCUGCGUGAAGUUUUGGAAGCAGUGGACACUAAUGGUGACGGCAAAAUUGAAUAUGAUGAAUUUCGUACUUUUGUUGAAACUACGGAAAACCAACUUCGUGGUCUUUUCAACAGCAUUGACCGCGACAGAGACGGAAAACUAGACAAGGAAGAACUAUCUACCGCCUUUACAAAAGCCGGUCUCACCGUAUCGAAAGCCAAGCUCGAUCAAUUCUUUGCUGAAGUUGACACCAAUCAUGACGGUGUGAUCAGUUUUGAUGAAUGGCGAAAUUUCCUCCUGUUCAUCCCUGUCAAUUCGCCGGGCCUUAAGGCUGUCCUUACAUACUACUCGUCCACCGUACUUAUGAAUCCUGAAGGCGAUGUGGCUGUCAGCGAUGAGACAAUAGAGGGGCUAGGCUACUUCCUAGCCGGUGGCAUCGCGGGUGCAAUUUCUCGUUCGGUGACGGCACCUUUAGACCGUCUAAAGGUGUACCUUAUCGCGCAAACCGGCGCCAAAAGUGAAGCGGUCAAGGCAGUUAAGGAGGGUGCCACGGCCGAAGCGGCGAAAAAGGCGGCACGCCCGUUGAUAGGAGCGAUGAAAGAGCUGUGGAAAGCCGGUGGGAUGCGGUCUCUAUUUGCUGGUAACGGUCUCAAUGUCUUGAAGAUUAUGCCUGAAUCGGCGAUUAAAUUCGGCUCAUAUGAGGGUGCGAAACGAGCUCUGGCGAGACUUGAAGGUCAUAGCGAUCCGCAGCAGAUUCGUCCCGUGUCAAAGUUUGUAGCUGGCGGCUUAGGUGGCAUGGUCUCUCAGUUGUUCGUAUAUCCCAUUGAUACUUUGAAAUUCCGCAUGCAAUGCGAAACAGUCGAAGGCGGUCUUCAUGGUAAUCGGCUAUUGAUUGCGACUGCAAAGCAGAUGUGGUCGGCAGGCGGCCUGCACACUUUCUAUCGCGGUCUUCCAAUGGGUUUAUUCGGCAUGUUCCCUUAUGCUGCGAUCGACUUGGGCACUUUCGAAUAUUUAAAGCGUUUGAUAAUCUCUCACAACGCUCGUGUCCGUGGCUGCCAUGAGGAUGACGUUCAUCCAAGCAGCGUUGUCACUGCAGGAAUCGGUGCAUUCAGCGGAGCCUUGGGUGCAUCCACUGUUUAUCCACUUAACCUUCUCCGCACCCGUUUGCAGACACAGGGCACGACCAUCCACCCCCCAAGAUACACUGGAAUUAUGGACGUCACAAGAAGAACUAUCAGCAAUGAAGGAUUCCGGGGUCUUUUCAAGGGCAUUACCCCUAAUCUCCUCAAGGUGGCUCCAGCAGUCUCAAUCACUUAUGUCGUCUACGAGAAUUCCAAGAAGUUACUGGGCCUCAAAUAAAGCCUACUUACUCUUCACGAUACCCCGCUUUGUUCUCUGUAAAUAUGGAGAGAAAUUGCAUGCUGUUCUCUUUUGCACAGUCAAUUGCACUCUCAGCUUGACCCGAGGUUUCCAAGAGCAGUCAGCCAUGGUCAUUUAGCAUUUUCACCAUCUUAUGACACCUUUGUCGUUCAUAGCGCAUAUCUCAUUCAUUUUACUCGCGGAUCCACUGGGCUUGGAGUUGCGUGGUUUCAUUGGCUUUUUAAUGGUGAAGGGUGUCACUACGGAGUUUAAUUCUUUUCAUUCAGCGGGCAUGUUUCAUUCAUCUACCCUGAAUAGUAGCAUCAUACUUGCUUGUCACC
Messenger RNA from Xylona heveae TC161, 1982 nucleotides. RefSeq names its product mitochondrial carrier. Gene Ontology annotation, biological process: transmembrane transport. Gene Ontology annotation, molecular function: ATP transmembrane transporter activity; calcium ion binding. Bases 154 to 1641 code for a protein of 495 amino acids. Lineage: Eukaryota; Fungi; Ascomycota; Xylonomycetes; Xylonales; Xylonaceae. The record is from RefSeq and is a predicted model, not a curated record. The transcript is spliced from 10 exons.